AUGUCUUCCCACUCCUCCCGACCAUUCUCGACCACAUCACAGGUCUACCCGGCGUACCUCCCAACGCUGCACAAAUCACGCCGCGUAGAGAGGAAGCUGGCUACGGCGACCGUCGCUGCAGUCGGCAUUGGUUACGGUCUGGCGAGAUACAAGCAGAGCAUGGACCAGCAACGGCGGUACUCUCAGAGCAUGCAGGCAGAGGCCGCAGUUCGACGGCAAUCCGAUGCCAUGAUGAUGGACGCCUACGGUGACCGCUCCAGCCUGGCUGAGCUUGAGGCAGCUGUCGCGGCGUACGAUGCACAGCGGAAGAACUAG
Messenger RNA from Anthostomella pinea, 315 nucleotides. The record is from the annotation of a GenBank genome assembly. NCBI's taxonomy places the organism in Eukaryota, Fungi, Ascomycota, Sordariomycetes, Xylariales, Xylariaceae.